AUGGCUUUCUAUGGGAUUAAUCAAGCAGAGACAAAUUGGGGAAGUUUUGCAUCUGGAGCAGCUUUUACUUGGCAACGACCCCCUUCUACAUCUUUGAUUAAUGAAGCAGUUCACGGCAGGGAUAAAGAUAAAGAAGUCAUUAUUGAGAUGUUGUUGAAGGAUGAAGCAGGUGAAAGCAACUUUGGGGUAAUUCCCAUUGUAGGUAUAGGUGGGAUAGGGAAAACUACACUGGCCCAGUUGAUAUACAGGGAUGAAGAAAUAGUGAAGCAUUUUGAGCCAAGGGUGUGGGUGUGUGUAUCAGAUGAGAGCGAUGUAGAGAAGUUAACGAAGAUAAUUUUCAAUGCCGUCUCUUCGAAUGAAGUCCAUGAUGGGGAUAACUUUAAUCAAGUGCAGCUCAAGUUAAGCAAUAAUCUAGCUGGAAAAAGGUUUUUGCUAGUUUUGAACGAUGUGUGGAACAUCAACAAUUAUAAGCGAUGGAAUCACUUACAAACUCCCUUUAAGUCCGGAACUAGAGGAAGUAAAAUUGUAGUAACAACACAUCAUGGGAAUGUUGCAUCUUUGAUGAGAGCAGACAACUUCCACCAUUUGCUCAAGCCUUUAUCCAAUGAUGAUUGUUGGAAUGUAUUUGUGAAACAUGCAUUUGAAAAGAAGAAUGCUAAUGAACAUCCAAAUUUGGAAUUAAUUCAAUGA
Vitis riparia (riverbank grape) is the source of this 690-nucleotide messenger RNA. RefSeq names its product putative disease resistance RPP13-like protein 1. Gene Ontology annotation, biological process: defense response to other organism. Gene Ontology annotation, molecular function: ADP binding. The transcript is spliced from 2 exons. Lineage: Eukaryota; Viridiplantae; Streptophyta; Magnoliopsida; Vitales; Vitaceae. The record is from RefSeq and is a predicted model, not a curated record. The coding region runs from base 1 to 690 and encodes 229 amino acids.